Molecule: messenger RNA, 3895 nt
Organism: Closterium sp. NIES-67
Lineage: Eukaryota; Viridiplantae; Streptophyta; Zygnematophyceae; Desmidiales; Closteriaceae
Source: the annotation of a GenBank genome assembly
UCACAGCUACCUUCCGACCGACGCACUUCUAUUGUUUCCGUUCCGACCCGAAAGAACUCUUUUGACAGCUCGGUCAACCAGUCCCAGCUGCACUCCUUUGUUCGUUUCCCUGCGAUCUCUCACGGAACUUCGCGUCUGUACGGCGAGCUCUGAAUUAUAUCCCUCGCAUGUACCUACCAUAGGUCCAUACUCCAAACUGUAGCCCUCCUUCCAACGGUUACUAGUAGUGGACGAAACUCAACUCAGCCCUCGUUCUAGCGGUUUGUAUAGCCUUCCUCUCUGCGGUACAAAACGAAAACUCUCGUUUUGUGGCGCCUCGAAAUAAAACUCCGUCCAAAUUUAGUAGCCUCUCUUUUCACCGUCCGCACAGCACCCUCUUCGAGUCCGGAGGCCGGAAUAACAUUCCCCCGAAAUGCAACCCAUGAGAAAGCUCUCACCUCGCAGGAGCAGCGGCAGCAGCAGCAGCAGCGGCGGCGGCGGCGGCAGCAGCACUACGCGCGAGUUUCGCAGAAAUCUUAGCGGCGAAACAACUACCAGUAGCGCUAAUACCGCUGGUACUAGCAGCAGCAGCGCGGCAGAUAGUAAUGCAACGCGUAGCAGGAGCACUACGCCAUCAUUGCUCGCACGUCGCGGUCGGACGUCACCGCUCCCAACCGUGGAGCUGCCACUCCGAAGCCCGGCAACCACGGCGGAGCUACUAGCAGCGCCACUCCAGCUACAACGCGCCGCGCCGGCGGGGCCCGGCGGCGGCCCCCGCCCGUCACUACAGCACCGCGUCGCGGCGGUCCCGCCGAGCUCCGCCAUCAUCAUGCCGCCGCCGCCGCAUUACGAAGUUGCGCCGCACCGUGCCGCAAGCGGAGACGAUGCGACGGUCCCUCCGCCGCAUUCCGAAGUUGCGUGGCCGGCGUGCGCCCAAGCCUCCGCCGGGAAUCGCCGCCGCCUGGUCAAGUCGGCGACGUUCGCUGCGGAACGCGGCGCCGCCGCCGCCGCGGGAAACGAGCUCGUGCCCAACCCCAGCCGCAGCCGCAGCGACCCCGCCGCGCAUCAUCGCGCGGCGAACGCGGCGGCGACUCGAGCAAGCGCCGCGUAUGGAUGCUCCGAGCCCAUCGACGCCACCGCCACUGCCACUGCCACUGCCGGCGACAAUGGCGGCGGCGCCUCCGGCGGGAGUCAUCCUCAGCAACUACUCAAAUCGGCGACAAUGGCGGCGGCGGAUCGCAGCAGCACGCAAACUCGCAGUCCUCCGUACUCGAGCCUCCGAGGGCUGCAGGUUUGUACGCGGCAUCAGCCGCAGCAUCCGCUGCCGCAUCUGCCGCCGCAUCAGUCUGAGCCGCCACGCGCGCAGAAGCCGAUGGUUCAAGUUGCGGAACAACCGCCGCGCCACAGUGGCGAUAGCUCAUCGAAUCAACUCAAUGCUCAACACAAUGUCGGCGCAGCGGCGUCGCUCUCCGAGUCCCCUCCGUCUUCCGCGGUGGCGGCGGCCGCGCCGCUGGCUGCAGGUGCCGCGGAACGAGUGUGGGCGAGGCGCGCCGCGGAACGAGGCCUCACAGCUGCGAAAAGCCACUCUUUUAACGGCGUUAGUAGCGCUCUCCGCGCGGCGCUCUCUAACCAUUCGCCCCCUUCGACUUCCCCAUCGUCCCUUUCCCCGCCAUCGGCGCAACCGCUUUCGCAGCCCCGGUUAGACCGCCGAGGCUUCUGCGGCGCGGACCAAGCCUCGGCUUCUACGGCGGCGGCGGCGGCGGUGGCGCAUUCAUUCCGCGACACUUCGCCGAGUCCGAGUCGGUGCGCAGCGGCGCCCGCCGGCGGUCCGAUGACGAUCACGCGGCGCCGAACGAGUCCGCGGAAUGCGGCGGGAGCGGUGGUAACGUCCAGCGGCGGCGGCAUCGACGCAACGGACGGCGCGUAUUCCCAGGAAGAAACCGACGUGACAGGCCCGCAGGGCAUUCGGCGCGUAAAAACGCUUCCGCUCAGGGGGGGAGACGGGGGGCACGGCUUCUUGUGCGGAGACUCGGUCCCGUCCCCCCCCGCGUACCCCAAGCCCGCGCAUCCUUCCCCGCGCACGCAGCGCAACCUGCUGUGGCUCUGCGGACAGCCGUACUCCCCGCCCGGGUCGGCAGCAGCAGAGGCAGCAGCACGGCAAACCAGCACGGGGAAUAUCACUAGUAGUGCUACAGCAGGUGCUGCUGGUGGUGAUGGCAGCAGUGGGGGGAACAGCCAGAGCCAUUGCACUGCUUCCGCGCAUUGCGAGCUGAAGCGCGCGGGCCUGAGGCUGUCUCCGCUCUCCCCCUUCUCCCCCUCCUCCCGCUUCUCGGCGUCCUCCCCCUCGUCGCCGUCGUUGCCGCUGCCAACGUCCCCGUUACAGUUGUCCCCGCUAGUAGCAUCCUUCGGGGCGCCGUCAAGUUCUUUGCCGUCCUCGCGACUCCCGCUGCAUGCCACCAUUCCGCUCCGCAGCCAUGGCGGCUCUCCAGAGCGGCAGCGGCUGCACAACUACGCAGCCGCGCAAGCGUGCGCGCAUGCGUCCAGUCUGCGGUCGGAUUACAGCUGCCCGCGGUCUAAUCUCUGGCGGGAGGCGCACACGCAGCAGCUGAUGCAGAAGCAGCAGUCGCGUCACCUCCAGCGGCAAAGCACCACGCACCCCGGCCAUGCGUCAUCAACCAUUACUAGUAGCACUACGAGCACUGCUACGACCAGUAGUACCAUCAGUGGUACGAGUUGUCCCAACGGCCAGCCUCAUGGGCUUAACCCCCUCCGCCAUCAGCAGUACUAUUGUCCAUCUUCUGGUACUAGUAGUAGUAGUAGUACUACUACUACUGCCGCCGCUGCUGCACGUGGGGCGUCGCCUCGUUGCGUGUCGCCACGUGGCACUCACGAGACACGACACUCCGCCGGGCACGCGCGGAAUCAUUCCGCGCCGUUGUCAAUGAGGCCGUUGGGUGCUGCUGACGUGGUGCCACGUCAACGCGCGGUCUCGCCACGGUAUUAUAUGGGCAGACCUCUCAGCCUGGGGGGCGGAGCGCGUUUCGAGACAUCCCUAAACUCAGCGGCAGACGGAGCGUUCGGGCGCAGGCGCGUCGAAGGCGGCACGGCAAGAAUGGUCUCGCCCGUGUUGCUAGUCGCGCAACGGCUGGAGGUGUGGUUCGAAGAGGCCACAUCAGCAGGGUCGUGGGCACAGCCUCGCGGUUCGCUUGCCUCUGCUGCGUAUGAAGCUGUUACUAAUGCCUGUUACUAACGCCUGUUACUGACGCCUGUUAGGAAUGCCUGUUAAUGACGCCUGUUACCAACACCUGUUACUAACGCCUGUUACUAACCCCUUGUUUCCUGCCGCGCUGCCUGUUCCUCCUGGGCGGUUGGUGCUUUCUAAACCGAGUCAAAACCCUCGUGCACACCCUAUAUUGGUGGUGGUAAACCACCAGAAUCUCAGCGCAAGCCUAGUCGCGCAACAGCAAGAGCGGGAGCAGUGAGGGGAGGGGGAGUACCGUGGAGUCUAGCAGGGAGGAAGGCGGAAUCAGAAAUCCAGCCUGCCUUAGUGGGAGGAACGGAGGAGCCUCAUUAUGCAUAAGGAGCGGUACACCCACCAACGCCUGCAAACCAGCCAACACUACCUUCAAACGAGGAUGGCACGAACCAGCCCUGCCCUGACAGUAGCCCCCACAGAAGCAGAGGGACAUAGGAAGGAGGGAACUCAAAUGCAAGUUUUCUGGAGGGCACACUAGGAUGCUGCCUGUGCUUAUGACAUCGCACUACUUUGGCCCCAAGCCAGCUCUCUGCUAGCUAGCUCUCUGCUAGCUCUCUGCAGAGGCAAUGCAGCAAGUGGGACAAGACAAGGAAGCAUUGGUACUGUAUUGGAGUUCCCUACAAAUGCUAUUUGCCUUCUGAAAUGGUGUGAAUUGGUUUA